UGCGUACAUCCUGUUGCUGUGUUGAAUCAUAGCACUGUCCAAACCUAGGUCUUUUGCGACCUCGAGAUGCCGAGGCAUGGAGAUCAACAAUCUUACGGGCAUCAUCGGAUGACUGCAUAGCAAACAUUACAAGUCAUCACCCGUGAGAUUGAAUAGCACGUUGUCGCCGAUUGUAUUGACGGAAGAUGGCAGCGGCUAAGAAAGGACCUGUUUUGUUUGAGCUUCCCAUUGGUGAAAGCGGUAAUCUAGUGUGCACGCAGCCGAAGGAAAGAGUGUACCUCGUCACCUUCAUCAGUCCACCGGACAAUCGCCUUACUGCUCCAUUCUGUCAAUCGCUCCUACUGGCACUGGAUAUUAUCGAGACCCGCCAUGAACCAGGUGUACUCAUCACGACUUCAGGAAUCGAGAAGUUUUACAGUAAUGGCCUUGACCUUGAGCACGCCUCCUUCACGCCAGGCUUCUUCCCGGACAACCUCUACGCUCUAUGGAGAAGGAUCCUCACGUAUCCGAUGCCGACCAUUGCUUUACUCCCAGGCCAUGCUUUCGCCGGCGCCCUGAUGUUGGCCAUGAUGCAUGACUACCGCGCAAUGAAUGCACAUAAAGGCUACCUGUGCCUCAACGAAGUCGAACUUGGCGUACCGUUAAGACCGCCAAUGACGAGCAUUUUCCGGCAGAAGGUCAGCCCACAGACUUACAGAAGAUUGGUGCUGGAAGCUGUCAGGUUCAAGGCGCUCGAGGCACUGAAGGAGGGCAUCGUAGAUUGGUUGGGCGGCCUGGACGAGGCACUUACCCACAUUGAUGAGCUAAAGCUGGUAGCGAAGGCUAACACGGGCGUCAGCGGUAAGCAGGUGUAUGGUGAGCUGAAGGCAGAGAUGUGGAGAGAAACUGUAGGGUACCUUGACAGCUUCGGAGAAGAGGAUGGGAGGGAGUACGCAACGCAGCUGCGGCGCAAGCGUGAGAGGCAAUUGGCCGAGAAGACUGUGGUUGACUGGGAAGCGAAGGCGAAGUUGUAACAGCCAUGUCAAUGACUGGUGGAGAGAUGAAGCCCAAGUUCCUCAUAUCCCAUCCGAAGCAACAGACCAUUACAAACGUGCAAAAACUAUCUGCGAAAUG
Molecule: messenger RNA, 1113 nt
Organism: Baudoinia panamericana UAMH 10762
Lineage: Eukaryota; Fungi; Ascomycota; Dothideomycetes; Mycosphaerellales; Teratosphaeriaceae
Exons: 5
Coding region: 186-1013 (275 amino acids)
Biological process (GO): fatty acid beta-oxidation
Cellular component (GO): peroxisome
Molecular function (GO): enoyl-CoA hydratase activity; delta(3)-delta(2)-enoyl-CoA isomerase activity
Source: RefSeq, a predicted model, not a curated record